Molecule: messenger RNA, 3805 nt
Organism: Drosophila eugracilis
Lineage: Eukaryota; Metazoa; Arthropoda; Insecta; Diptera; Drosophilidae
Gene: eIF4H1
Product: eukaryotic translation initiation factor 4H
Exons: 5
Coding region: 81-1151 (356 amino acids)
Molecular function (GO): RNA binding
Source: RefSeq, a predicted model, not a curated record
AAUUCGCAUCGAUAGUAUUUUUCGCCCGUGUGUUCACACUGCGGAUUGCAGCGAAUUCGCUCAUUUGAAAAAAAUAAAACAUGGCUGGAAGAGGUGGUUAUGAACACGCUAGAGGCGGAUUCGGUGGAGAUCGGGCAUCCAAGCAGUUGCCCACGGAACCGCCUUUUAUCGCAUUCGUCGGCAAUCUGCCGCAAGGCCUUGUGCAGGGCGAUGUGAUCAAAAUAUUCCAGGACUUUGAGGUCAAGUACGUUCGGCUGGUGAAGGAUCGGGAAACGGAUCAAUUCAAAGGCUUCUGCUACGUUGAAUUUGAAACGCUGGACAAUCUGGAGCGGGCGUUAGAAUGCGAUGGUCGGAUCAAACUGGACGACCUGUCGGCGCCACUGCGCAUCGAUAUUGCCGAUCGUCGGAAAAAUGAUCGCCCUGGUGGCGGUGUUGGAGGCGGUGGCAACGGCGGAAUGACGCGCGGCGACGGCAGAGACGGUUUCCAGAAACGUGGCCCACCACGACAAGGCGGCAGCAGUCAGUCAUACAGCCGGGGAGGUCCUGGCACUGGCGGCGGUCGCGAAGGCGGCGGCGGAUCGGGUAAUCGCGGCGAUAGUAGAGGUUCGUACAAUGAUAGUUAUGGUGGUCACAAUGAUAGAAGUCGUGGCGGCGGCGGCAGCGGCGCGGGCACUGGCGGUGGCAUGAAUAGAGGAUACAAUGAUCGGCCGGCAAAUCGGGGUCGGUACGGCAAUUUCAACAAUGACGAUCGAUUUGAUCGUAACCAGGAUCGUGACCGUGGACAGCGGGAAGGAAGCUAUGGCAAUCAGUCGCGCGACGGCGAUCGUUACAACAACUUCAGCCGGCACCGUGACCGCGAGCGUACCCACUACAAUCCCAACCAGCAGAGCGAACGUCCCAGCGGCGGAAUGGGCGGCCUAGGCGGUGGAUCCGGCGGAUCAGGUGGUCUGGGCGUCGGUGGUGGUUCCUCGAUGGGUGCCAUUGACGAUAAUGAGCGGCCACGCCUGCAGCUGAAACCACGGACAAUUGCCGCGCCCAUAAACGCGGUGGCCGAGACCAAGCAAUCGGCCUCGAUCUUUGGCAAUGCCAAGCCGCGCGAGGAGAAGCUGAAGGAGCUGCAGCAGAAUGUCAAUCACAACGGCGAUAACUAGAGGGCAGGAUUCGGUCCGCAAUAUAAUAUGCCUGAUAUGAUAUUUUGGUGUGCGAAAUAGAAAGAGAGGGAACGAGCGAUAAGCGCGAAGCAGAUAUGGAUGAGGAGGAGGAUAAGGAGUACGAAGAUGAGAAUGAGGAGGAGCAGAAGGAGCAUCAGCAGCAUGCAUAUAUAAACACAUACAUUAAUUAAUAACACUACGCUACAUACCUAUUAUAUACGAAAGAUAUGUACUACAUUAUGAGAACGAAGAUGAAACAACAGGCUGGCCUCUGUGUCUCUGUGUCAGUGUCCAGUGUCAGUCAGCAAGCAAGCAACUUAACGGUAGCAACAGCAACAGCAGUAGCAGCAGCAGCAGCAUUAGCAACAGCAGCAGCAACAUCAGCACAGCAACAUCAAGCCAAGCAGCAACCAAGCAACCUUUCUUACUCUUUGCAAAACAAGAACAUCCGCAACAACAAUGGAAAAGUCUAUAAAUGUUAGUCCUUAAGCAGCGAUAAACUUUAGUCUCGUGCAUAUGGCCUAUAUAUAUAAAUAUAUAGUAUAUAUAUAUAUAUACGUUUAUGUACGAUUCAUGUACAGCAGCUGUAUGCACGCUGCUAUUUGUUAGUUAAGUUCAAAAAAAAAAAAACAAAACAAAAGUUCUACCAUUAAGGUAUAAAUAGUAAACAAAAAACAAGCAAAACAAAAAAGUGAAAACCAUAUAUAAAAAAAGAAAAACUCGAAAAACAAAGCAAAAAUCGAAAACAAAAACUUUUUUGACAAAACGUUCAGCGUAGCAGGCAGGCAAUUUAUACAGUUUAUAUAGCAAAAAAAAAAGAGAAAAAAACCAAAAAAAAAAACAAAAACAAAAACAAAUAACGAAACCAAUUACUGAACAUAUAUACCUUAUGAGAAAAACACCAACAACAACAGAUCUAACAAAACAAAUCGCAGAUAAGCAGAACACCAACUACGUACGUAACAAACAAACAAAACAAAACGAAAAAAGAAGAAAACAAACAAACAAUGAAAUGGAGAUGUAAUCGUUGAAGAUUAACUAGAAGAAAUACGCAGAAGUAAUAACAAUAACAGCAACAAGAAACUUUAUAUAUACCUUACAGAAUUACAAUCGACUACAUAGUUCUUAUGUAGCUGAUCGAAAAAGUCAAAGUCGCAGACCAAAUUAUACAAUUAUAAUUUUGAUAUUCACAUAUUUGAACUUGAACCUUUUUAUCUGUUUCAUUCAUAAGUAGCUGCUCCUAUAUUUAAUCUUUAACCCGCCAAUCAGUGUACUAUUAUUCUUUCUAAUAUUCUAGAUUUCUUUGUAGAUAACCUUUGUAUAAGACGAGAAAAGUAUGAAAAACAAUGUAUAAAUUUAAUUUUUUGUUUGUGUGUUUCCAUUUUUCUUUGCAAUCACAAUGUACGUAGAUGCGAAUAGUGUUUUUCCCUUCUUGAAUGACCUUCUGUUUGUUUCCUCACGAGUUUCAAAUUUUUUUUUUAAUUAAUUUUUUUUGUACCUUGCAAGAGCUGGAAAAAUUCGCGAAAGUUGUAAAUUAAUUUGAAAAUAAAGCAAAAAAAAUUUACAUAAGAAUUUACCGUUUCGGUUUGGUGUUUUCCUUCGGACUUAUUCGGAAUUGUUUCUUUUUCUUUUCGGAGUGCUGCUCAAUGCACUUUGUACAUACAUACAAUCAAAAACAAGAAAAUAAUUACACUUUCCCACUUUUUCCUCCCUCACUCCCAGUCCUCGGGAGUACAAUAAUUGUGUUGUCCUGCCCGAAUCGACUCAGUCCUGUCCUGCUUCGGAUUCUGGAUUCCGGCACCGCGAAACCCACUCAUUUUGAUUGCGAUAUCCCAAAUCAUGAAAAAAAAAAAAAAAAAAGAAAAGAAACCAUACGAAACCGACUUGACCGACCGACAAAGCUCACCCAGAGUUAACCGCGUCCAGCUGGCGCAGCAAGUAAAUGAAGUAAAUAGAAAUACAAAUACAAAUGAGAGUAUAAUGUGUAACAGUUAAAGUAAAGAUUACGUUUAAUAUACCUUUAAAGCUAAAGAUAAACUUAACAUUUAAUUUUUAGCACUAAUACAAUACCGUAAGCAGUCAAAGAUUUACACUAAAAUGAUAAAGUGAGAAAACGAAAAAAAAGAAAACGGACAAACAAUAUUUGUAACUCCUCAAAAAUAUGAAUGAAAUGAAUGAGAAGAAAACAUGAUCGAGUUGACAACUUAAUUAAUUGCUGCUCUCAAAAACCUAAUUAAGAACUUUGAUAUGCAUUUUAAAACGCCCAUAAAGACAAAGAAUUGUUUAAAUUACGAUUAAACCAAAAGCAAAACUAAAACGAGAAUUUAUACAAAGCAAGAGUUAGACAUUAACUUACAUCAUAAAACAUCUAUACAUAAACACACACACAAAUAAAUAAAUAAAUAUACGCUAUGAUUAAUGACGAAACUGAUCGAGUUAAGCCAAGAUUAUAUAGCAAUUCUACUCUUAGCAACCGCAAUAAAUAAAAACAAAAACUAACCGAAAUUAGCAAGCAGUUAAAGAAACAAAUUUCGUAGCGCGUGAACGAGAAAUCAAUUUUUACCAAUUACCACACCAGAAAACAUCGCAAAAUGCUAACUUCAUGUAACUUACAUAACAAGAAAUUAAUAAAGUAACAAAUCAACAAAGUCAAA